Octodon degus (degu) is the source of this 6789-nucleotide messenger RNA. RefSeq names its product SET domain containing lysine methyltransferase 7 (gene Setd7). The record is from RefSeq and is a predicted model, not a curated record. NCBI's taxonomy places the organism in Eukaryota, Metazoa, Chordata, Mammalia, Rodentia, Octodontidae. Bases 1128 to 2228 code for a protein of 366 amino acids. Gene Ontology annotation, cellular component: chromosome. Gene Ontology annotation, molecular function: histone H3K4 monomethyltransferase activity; protein binding. The transcript is spliced from 8 exons. Gene Ontology annotation, biological process: regulation of DNA-templated transcription.
GCGCGGCACCUCGGGCCUCCCACGGAAGCUGACACCAGCCAGGGUGGCGCGGUGAUUCCGGGACGUCGUGUGCAUUUGCAGCUGAACCCGCUCCUCCUGCCGCGCUUUGCCGCCACCUGUAAGCGGCAGCGCCAUAAUGAAUGGCACUGUUUAAGUGGCUGGGCCGGGACCCAAGGUUUUCUCAACGCGGCUCAGCCUGUGAAGCGGUGGGCAUUUGGGGAAGCAGGAUGACAGCCAGGAACCUCCCGCUAAAGGACUGGAGGCGCGCGGGUCAGGCCACGGCGUGGAGGACCCAGCGCAGGCCCUGGUGCGGCAGUUUCCGGCCACACAAAGAGCCCGCGGCCGCGUGCACUAGAAGCGGCUUAGCCUCACCCGAGGCCCGGCGACCCGAGGGCAUGGACAAAGGGGCUCCGGGGAGGGCCCCGCGGUGCGGUGGGGUGCGGCCGCCCGGCGCCCCCUGGCGUCUCGGAGCCCGGCCCGCGGGGUGACGCGCUCCCGGAGCCCCCUGCGCCCCCUGUGCGCAGCCCGGGAGCCGUGGGAACUGGCGCAAGAGGAAGGCUAGGCGCCGCGGCGGAGGCGGCAGGCCUCCUCAGCGUCCCCGGAACGGUAGCAGCUGCCUCAAGCGGAGUGGGAACGCAGCGGGCUUGGCACGGCCCAGGACCCAGCUGCGGAGCGGGAGCUGCGAGUUCCCCGGUCCCGAGCUCCGAGCGCGCCAGCCGGGACGCGGGGACGCGGGGCGAGGGUGGCCCCGGGCGCCUUCCGUUUGGAGGAGCCGCACUCCUGGGAAGGGACAGGGAGCUGUCAAUCAGCAAGGGAGGGAGCGCAGCGGCGCGGGUGAUGUCAGCGGAUCACAACAAAGAGGGGGGAUUCCGGGAGAAAGUUGCGGUGACCACGGCGACACCCCAGGGCCAGGGGGACCGGGGGAGGGGACUCAGCCCCGGCGCAGACUUUGGGGGCCGAGGGACUGAAAGGGCCGCGGGGGGAGGCUGGGCGAGCGCGCCCGGCUGCUCCUCCUCUUCCUCCUCCUCCUCCGGACUCGCAGGGCUCAGCCCCCAGCUCGCUCAGCCGCCGGGAGCGCCGGGAGGGACGGAGGCAGCGCGGCCGCGAGCCGGGCAGUCUCCGCCGCCAUGGACAGCGACGACGAGAUCGUGGAGGAGGCUGUGGAAGGGCACCUGGAUGAGGAUGGAUUGCCGCAUGGGUUCUGCACUGUCACCUACUCCUCUACAGACAGAUUCGAGGGCAGCUUCAUUCAUGGAGAGAAGAAUGGACGCGGAAAGUUCUUUUUCUUCGAUGGCAGCACCCUGGAGGGCUACUACGUGGACGAUGCCCUGCAGGGCCAGGGUAUCUACACCUACGAGGACGGCGGAGUCCUCCAGGGCAUCUACGUGGAUGGGGAGCUGAAUGGGCCUGCACAGGAGUACGACACAGAUGGGCGGCUGAUCUUCAAGGGACAGUACAAAGACAACCUACGGCAUGGAGUGUGCUGGAUCUAUUAUCCAGAUGGAGGCAGCCUUGUAGGAGAAGUCAACGAGGAGGGGGAGAUGACUGGAGAGAAGAUCGCCUACGUGUACCCUGAUGGGAGAACAGCCCUCUACGGGAAGUUCAUGGAUGGGGAGAUGAUCGAAGGCAAGCUGGCCACCCUGCUGUCCGUCGAGGAAGGGAGGCCUCACUUUGAGCUCGUGCCUGGAAGUUCCACGUACCACUUUGACAAGUCAACUUCAUCUUGCAUUUCUACCACUGCUCUUCUUCCAGACCCCUACGAGUCUGAGAGGGUGUAUGUGGCGGAGUCUCUCAUUUCCAGUGCAGGGGAAGGACUGUUUUCCAAGGUGGCCAUGGGACCUAACACUGUUGUGUCUUUUUACAAUGGAGUCCGAAUUACACACCAGGAGGUUGACAACAGGGACUGGGCCUUGAAUGGGAACACCCUGUCCCUGGAUGAGGACACAGUCAUUGACGUGCCUGAGCCCUACAACCUCGUGUCCAAGUACUGUGCCUCCUUGGGACACAAGGCGAAUCACUCCUUCACUCCAAACUGCAUCUAUGAUGUGUUUGUCCACCCCCGUUUUGGGCCCAUCAAAUGCAUCCGCACGCUGCGAGCUGUGGAUGCCCACGAGGAGCUCACUGUUGCCUAUGGCUACGACCACAGCUCCCGAGGCAAGAACGGGCCCGAAGCCCCUGAGUGGUACCAGCUGGAGCUGAAGGCCUUCCAGGCCAGCCAGCAGAAGUGAAAGGUGUGGCUUGGGCCUCCAGAGACCUGGAGUAGAAACUUGGAUCUAUGCACUCCAUUGACCCAGUGAUGACAGGACAACCAGGGACUGCUUGUGCUGUGACGUCACAUCUUCUCACCUGCGUCAGCAACAACCUUCUCGCAUACUAACAGGUUUGACUGCGUUACUCAUACCAGAUGUAAAAUUAGCUAGCCUCGAAACCACGGCCCCCCCCCGAGAGGUGGCGUGGAGCCCUCGGCGCCCACAGCAUGAGGUCCUCCAGUGGUUCGCGCCUAAGUCGGUACCGCCUUCAGAGAUCCAAAUGAGACUGCAAAAGGGAAAUAGGCUUUUUGGCCACUUUUGUGGUUUUUCCAUAACUUUUCCUAUGGCCAAUGCAAAUUAGGCUGUCACUUGCAUAUGGGCCGUCUCAAAGUAGAGAACUACUACAUCUUUAUUCUCUAAGUAUAGUAUCAUUUGCCUUUUAACCUUUGAUCUGUAUCUUGCAAUAGAAUGGCUUCGUUUUUUCCCCAGUGAGCAGAAGCCCACUUUCAAGUCAUUUCUUCAGUCCUGUCCCCUACCCUAGAUUCCUGUACAAGAGAAAACCUCCCAUGGAUUCUGCAUCCGUGGCAGUGUGAGGCCUCUCUGGUUCUUUCUACAUCAUUAUUUCAUCAUUAUGUCCUAAUAGAAAGUACUGGCUCCUAGGGCCGGCCUAUUAUUAUAGAACUAUUAUUCUCGCAUGUAAACAAAGGUAUCUUUGCUUUCCUAUGUGAGAAGAAAUGAAUUUCCUUUGUCUGCAUUAAAUUAUGGAAGAGCUGUAAUAUAUACCUUGAGAAAGAAGAGAGGACAAUUAGUAUUUCCCUGCAGUAACUGUGGCAAUUUUGCAAUAUCCUCAAUAGUGCUGGUAAGUUUUUCUCCUUGGGUACACUUUAAAUGUACAUAACCUAGUGCAGUCUGGCUUGUGGUGCAGUGCAUUGAAUUCAGAAGUCAAAUAGCAAACUUGAAUUCUAAUGCAGAAUGCACAAAUUUCUUUUAAAUCAAUACUAUAAAGACAAACAUACUGAUCACUAGGCACAGAUCAAGCCCUAAUGCUGAAACUCUUCCUUGUAAUUUUCCAAGUCCUUCCCUGCGUCAGAGCAUUGUAAGCUAAAUGUUCACACCUGCGUAGUUUAAAAGCAACAGCAUAAAUAGCAUUUCAGCCGUUUUGCAAGCCAUGUGUAAUCACAACUGCAGAAUAAGGAGAAAACCCCUGUUUUUAGUUUAGCAUACUAGAUCUGUGACAUAACUGGGAUUGCUCUGAAUGCGUUCUGAGAUUUGGGGAUUUUUAUGAGCACCCUCAGCACACGCUGUGGUUUUUAACUUCUCACCACAUGGGCAUGAAGGCCGGGAACUCUGGGAGCGGCAUUUGCUCUGAGCUGCAGCCGUCAGUUUGCCUGUGGUAACAGACUGUGAGCCCCAGGAGCGAGAGAGGCUGCCGGGAUGGGGAGAGGGGAGCGAGCUGCUUCUUGGCUGCUCAUUGCUCUUAAAAGGCCUGCUAAGGAAAGUACUUGAUGUGCCCAGCUUCUGGGAGGGAUUUAGCCCUGCAGGCCGGACUUGUGCCCUCCCCUUUUCCAAGGGCAGGGCUUCCUGGUCGUCAGAUCCUGCUUGAAAGCUCAAGGGGAUCAUUCACCCAGGAAAGAAAGGUGUCAGGGCUUUCAGAGAGAUCUCCCACACAAGGACCUUCAUGGUGUAUUUUGGUUAUGAGUCACCAGGAUAGGAUUGCUUCUAUUCUGCAGAAAGAGACCGCCCUGUAAACUGUGACCAAUGAGGAUCUCCAGAUGUGUGUUCUGACAGGUGCUGUAAGUGUAUCCCAGAGUGAAUGACUGUUGUCCCCAUCAGCUGGGCAGUGGAACCACAUCCAAACUGUGGCAGAUUCCCAGCAGUAGGGAACAAACAAAUGCUGUCCCCAGAAGAGCUCGAGCCUGGGCGUGUGGGCGACGCCAUGUCUCGGCACUCUUUCCGAGCUGUCCCAGUCUGACCCCUGCAUGACUAAAUCUCCUCUUAGCAUCUUCUCUAGGAUGAAAUAUUGUCUUGUGUUAGAGUUAGGAAUAGGAACUAACUGGCAAGGGCACGUCCCCAGAUGGCUUUCGUGCGGACUAACAAAACAACCGUAAGGACUGAAUUUCCGGCACAAAGGAACAAGGAGUUAAGAGGCAGUGGCAUGGAGGGCUUGGCACUUGUAGGGCCUACUCUUAUUUCAGCCUGCCUCACCCCGGUCUCCCAGAGCAGCCAGAAAGGAAAUUCAUUUCUCAAGCCCUUUGGGCCCAGCCCGGGCUGGAGUUGACCUCUUUGCCCUCUGGAUCUGGAGUUCAUCACUCUUGAGAAACUAUUUCCUUAUCACCAGAAACCAGAAAAGGCCAGCACAGCCCAGUGUAACCAUUUGUGACAUUGAAUUGAGGCCUUACGUGGCACUGGGCCGGCGGACGGCGUGUAGCUUAGUGGAAGCCCUCACCUGCAUGCCUGAGGCCCUAGGCUUGACCGCCAGCACCACAAACAAAAAUAAAGUUGCAUUAACUGUGAACAGUGAAUAAGAGUUUGUCUUAGUGAGACAGUAUGUGGCACUUUCAUUUAAAAAAUAAAACUUUUAAGUCACUCGCUGCAAAAUGCAUUUAAAAUCUUCCAAAAAGGGAGAGAUGGAAUUCUCUUGAUUUGUUUUUAGUUGCCUCAAAGUUUGUCUUAAGAGUAGUGAUUUAGAAUCCAGACAUCUUUUGUUUUAGAAAAACAAGCAAAACUAUGUUGCAAGAUGGAUAGUUAAGUUUAUUUGCCACAGAUCAAAGGUUCAUGAAAUACAUUAAAUUUAUACCUACUUUUGAGGUAAACAUUGAUAGAUUUUCUUCUCUUGGGUUUUUUUUUUACCCCUUCAGGAAUUUGGAUUCUUGAUGUCAGGAUUUUGUUUUGGUUAAUUUUAAAGAUACCAAAUUUUCAAAGUUUUCUUUUGUUAAAUGUGUGCAUACAUAUUCAAAGCAAUGAAGCAAUUUCAAGCCAUACAACCACAGGGGUGGAAGCCCUUUUCACAAAUUUUAAUGUGUUUGUAUAUAAAUAGACGUUUGUAUGAAAUAUUUUCAUGGUAGAAUGAAUAUAUUUAAAUGAAGUUGAAUUUACUCCAGUGCUAUUUAAACACAUCACAAAAAUUUUUGGUGAGAAUUCUCUGAGUCUGUUGAGAUACAAUGCAGAUCAAUUUUGAUUUUUAAAAAUCAAAGCCUACAAAUCACUCUUGACUGGUGGCGAGCCGGUGGAGAGAGCUGUAGGCUUCCCAGUGCCUCCGCCGCUUCCUGGUGGUAAGUUCGGUGCUAACAGAGGUACGCUCACCUUGUGCGAUCUCACCGUGGGCCCAGGGCCUGGGAGUGGGUCCAAGGCGGUCGGGACCCGGUGCGGUUAUCUGGAGCACAAUUUAUUCGCAGGGCAGCAGAAUCCGAAGCCAGACUCGGCCGGGACCCUUGGAGAUGGGUCUCCAGCCACCAUCACCUGCCACCCUACUGCCCAGCCAUACGGCAGGGAGGCUGCCCUCAGUGGAGUUGGGGUCCAGACCCCAGGUGGGACCUCGGGGUUUCGCCAGCCACCUCUGCCCACAGCCCCUACCUCCAGAGAGGGGGACAGAGGAGCAGCUGCUGGCCAGGGCCCAGCCCUCAGCACACUUCCUGUCUCCACUCUGGAUGACCCAUACACCUCGGCACCAAACUUUCAACCAGAGAGAGAGAGGCGUCCUCAGAUCCCAGAGCCGUGGCUGCCUCUGUCUGUGACUGGACACAUGGGCUGCAGCCAUCUGCGUCCCUGCAACGUGGCUCCCGGCCCUCCUGACUCCUGUUCCUGGAAAAAGCAAAUUCCUUUCUAAUGCCAUUUGACUUGAGUGAGUUGUUUUUGUUUUGUUUUGUUUUUCCCUUUGGGUCCUGGAUAUAAUGAAAUGAUGAUUAUGAUGACAAAUGUUCACUGUGUAUCCUAGCAAUAUGAACACACAUGCCAAUGUAUCUAACCUAUCUACUCGGUUACAUUUUGCAUUACACUAGAAUUAAUCUUGAUUCACAGAUGGAGAAACCAAGGGACUAUGGAACGACUGCUUAUUGUAGAAGGAAGUUGCGUCCAUGGUUCUGAGCUCCCUCCCAUGGAAGUUUUUCCUCUUGGGUUUUCUGUGUUCUCUUUUAAUCCUGAAAUGCAUUUAUUAGGUUGAGAGGGUUAUGUUUCUGGGGUGACAGACAGGGGUCUGCUUUCGGCUUUUGUUGAACCAAGAGCGAGCCCUAUCACAGUCAACAGUCAUCUUUGGUCUUUUGUGGAAUUUGAACUAAAUCUAUGAGCCUUAUUCAAUACCUAUAAUUCUAUGGUUUUUUUUUUAAUUAUGGGAAAUUAAUGGAAGAUGUUUACAUGAGUAAUGUUUGCCCUUACUGUGUUAUGAAUGAGUUUUUUGUAGUGUGUCUGGGUGCAUGUGCAAGAGAGUAGGAAAACUGUUUCUGAAACAAAACUUGACAAAUAUUUGUAAUGAAAAGUAAAUUUAAAGAUUGCUAUAAUUGCGCUAUAGAAACAAUGCAAGUAUUAAACAAAAUACACAAUCAUC